Messenger RNA from Fukomys damarensis (Damara mole-rat), 4195 nucleotides. It is a transcript of the gene Hs2st1, whose product is annotated as heparan sulfate 2-O-sulfotransferase 1. Gene Ontology annotation, cellular component: membrane. The record is from RefSeq and is a predicted model, not a curated record. Bases 250 to 1272 code for a protein of 340 amino acids. Lineage: Eukaryota; Metazoa; Chordata; Mammalia; Rodentia; Bathyergidae. Gene Ontology annotation, molecular function: heparan sulfate 2-sulfotransferase activity. The transcript has 7 exons.
CAUCUUGUGAUGAAAGAUUUCAUGAUCCAGGGUGGAAUCUUCACCAGAGGAGAUGGCACAAGAGGCAAGAGCAUCUCCAGUGAGCGUUUCCCAGAUGAGAACUUCAAGCUGCAGCACUAUGGCCCCGGUUGGGUGAGCAUGGCCAGUGCUGGUAAAGACAUGAACAGUUCCCAGUUCUUCAUCACUACAGUCAAGACAGCAAGCAUGUGGUGUUUGGGAAAGUUCUAGAGGGCAUGGAGGUGGUGUGGAAUGUGGAGAGCACCAAGACAGCCGGAAGAAGCCCCUGAAGGACAUGAUCAUCAGAGACUGCAGCAUAAUCAAGAAAGGGCUAUCGCAAGACAUGAAGUUCGAGAAAUUGAGCAGCGACAUACACUGGAUGGACCUCGGCAAGAUGCAACUUUAGAUGAGGAAGAAGACAUGGUGAUCAUUUAUAACAGAGUUCCCAAAACUGCAAGCACCUCAUUUACAAAUAUCGCCUAUGACCUGUGUGCAAAGAAUAAAUACCACGUUCUUCACAUCAACACUACCAAAAACAAUCCAGUGAUGUCUUUGCAAGACCAGGUGCGUUUUGUAAAGAAUAUAACUUCCUGGAAAGAGAUGAAACCGGGGUUUUAUCAUGGACAUAUUUCUUAUUUGGAUUUUGCAAAAUUUGGAGUGAAAAAGAAGCCAAUUUACAUUAAUGUCAUAAGAGAUCCUAUUGAGCGGCUAGUUUCUUACUAUUAUUUUCUGAGAUUUGGAGAUGAUUAUCGACCAGGAUUAAGGAGACGAAAACAAGGAGACAAAAAGACUUUCGAUGAAUGUGUAGCUGAGGGCGGCUCAGACUGUGCUCCAGAGAAGCUGUGGCUUCAAAUCCCAUUCUUCUGUGGCCAUAGCUCAGAAUGCUGGAAUGUGGGAAGCAGGUGGGCUAUGGAUCAAGCCAAGUAUAAUCUAAUUAAUGAAUACUUUCUGGUGGGAGUUACUGAAGAGCUUGAAGAUUUUAUCAUGUUACUGGAGGCAGCUUUGCCCCGGUUUUUCAGGGGUGCUACAGAGCUCUAUCGUACAGUAGGAAAGAAAUCUCACCUUAGGAAAACCACUGAGAAGAAACUCCCCACUAAACAAACCAUUGCAAAACUGCAGCAGUCUGACAUUUGGAAAAUGGAGAAUGAGUUCUAUGAAUUUGCACUUGAGCAGUUCCAGUUCAUCAGAGCCCAUGCUGUUCGAGAAAAAGAUGGAGACCUCUACAUCCUUACACAAAACUUUUUCUAUGAAAAGAUUUACCCUAAAUCGAACUGAGUACAAGGUGUGACUAUUAGAUUCUGGAACUAGAACUGUGACCCUCUUCACCAUUGUUCUCAGCUUCACAUCCUGGAUUGCUGAUAAAUGUAUAAGACAGUUUGUACUGGGCUAUGUUAGAAAACAGACAGUAACAUCAAGGAAGUAAAUACUGGCUGGUAGGUCAGUGUUCUGAGAUUAAGUUUCAGGCAUUUUUCUUCUGUCUAAAUUUUGGUGAGAGUUACAACCUCCUGUGUGAAAGGGGGGAAAAAAACCUUACAUCCCUUAAAAUGAACACAUGGCAGGUCUAAUCAAAAGGCUAUUUUUGCUUUUGACAAAGCAUUUUUUUUUUCAACUAACCAUGACUGAAUAUAAAUCCAUUUGCCACUUCCACCUUCUCCAGAAGUUUGGAGUUAUACACCUCUUCUGAAUAGUGUUAAUAACUGUGGUGGUGUGUGCUUUGUUUCUGUGAAUCAUGUCUCAUGAAAUUUUAGACUGUUUGAUCAUGUUUGCUAAGAAAUGUUUCUGCUGUAGUUGGAUUUGCCCAUAUUCAUGUACGUGAGGUUUUUUGGGGGGGGGUUUGUUUUUGUUUUUUGGAUGAUGAUUAUUAGUAUUAAAAUCCAGUUUAAACCAUCAAUACUGUAAAAAGAGUAGUCAGCAGUAUUUCUUCUACUACUGUCUUCCCAGUAUUUACUAUUGGGAAGAUAGCUCUAAGAAUGUUGGCAUUAUCUCAAGUUUCAUUUAAGACUUCCACACAUUAGUAUCAAAAAAGUAAGUUUAGUAUUGUUUCUCCAUGGGUUAUUUGUAAAGCUGUAAACUGAGAUAUCGGUGACUCUAUAUUAUGACUCCAUUAGUGAGCUGUGGUAUGGGUAGGAUUUUCCUACUUCUUCUGUACUUUUACCUGUAGACUAUUUUUACUACGGUGCUUUAUAAUGUGUUUUAAAGCAUUGCAUUUACAAAUAUAAAAAAAGAAAAAUGCUUGUAAAUAUUGCAUAUUUUAUGUAUUUGGACCAAAAGGUUAUAAAUAGACAAAAGUGAUUUUGCACCAAUUUUAUUAUAUCAAGUAAAAUCAUCUGACCUGCUUACUUAUAUUUCUCAUUUAACUUUACUAUUAAAUGACUAAAAGGAAGUUCAAUUAACCUUUCAAUUUUGAUAGAAUACAUUAUUCAUAAUUGGAGGCAGUAGUUAUAAUAGUGGAAAGAGUCAAAACAUUUUGAUUUCUGCUCCUGGUUCUACAAUUCCAGCUUGGUAUCUUGGGCGAGACACUUGACCUCUCUUUGUCUCAGUUUCCUUAUCUUUAGAUGAGGUUAAUAAUACCUGCUGUACCUACCUCACAGGGCUGUUGUGAGGACUUUAUGAGAUGGCAUGUGAAAGCACUUUGAGAACUGUAAAGUGGAGUUUAAAUGUAAAGUAUUAUUAUACAAACAUCUUUAACAUAUAGUUUCAUACCAUUCACUUUUUAACAAAGAAAAGGAAAAGUCCGCUUUUAAGCUUUGUGAAAAAAUUUAUCUUGUUAUAAAUUUGUGUUUGAUAAAUAUCUUGAGCUCUCAAUCUUCCAUGUUUCAACAGCUAUUGAAAUAUGAAACACCUGUAGACUCUUAAAAGAUUCAUGAGCAGCUGCUUGAGUUCAGGCGGUCCUCUGUUGGAACUGAACUUUUGUAAGCUGAGUUAGGGGUAGGGGUAGAAAAACCUUGCCCUUCAAAUUGUAAAGAUUUUUGUUUGGUUGGUUUAUUUUACAUGACCAUUCAGAAAUGGUAGCUAUUUUGUUUGUAUAGUUUUUAAAGUAUGUUUUUCAGAGUUUAAUUUUAUUGUGCAUUCUUACCUUCUUUCUCCUCUUUGUGUAAUAAAGAAUUUUAGAAAUGUUUUCUAAAAAGAUAAUCUUUAAUAUGUUUAGUGUAAGUAAAUAUUUCUGAAUAAGGCUUCAUCAAACAAAGCAUAAUUUGGGCAGAUUGCCUUAAAGGUUACUGUGUGAGAGGGGAGGAAGGGGAGAACAAUGUAGAUAAAAAAUAUUUAUAAACAAACUAAAAAGCUAAAGGAAUAACAAACUUCUUACCACCCUUUUCCCCCAAUAAUAGGAAGAUAUUAAGAGAACAUAAGCAGGCAUAUUUGUCUUACUUGGUUUUCUUUUUCUUUUCCCUUUUUUUUUUUUAAACUAACUUUUAUAGGUGUUUGCUGAAAGCAUACACAAAUCAUUUCUUUGCUCAAAAAUAAGACACCACUUUGAGGUGGGUUUGUUCGACCUUUACUUACUAAUGAGCAAACCCAGGCUGUUCUUGAAGUAUGUGCUAAAAUUUUGAGGUGCGUUACCUCUUUUAGAUAGCUAGAGCAGCACUUAGUACAUUCUACCAAGGGUCAGUAAAGUUUUGCUGUAAAGGACCAGAAAAUAAAUAUUUUAAAUCUCUGUCACAAUCAUACUGCUCUGUCAUUGUUGUAAAAAAGCAGCUGGAAACAGUAUGGAAACAAAUGAGUAUGGUUAUGUUCCAGUGAAACUUUAUUUACAAAAACAGAUGACAUGCCAGAUAUGGCCCAUGAGUUACCGAGCUCUGCAACUAAAGAAGUCAUUAUUUGUGGAGAAAUCAUAUUUGUAUCUCUACUGUAGUGGCCUGAAAGAGUUUAUAUACUUCCAAAAGCUCCUAACUUAAAUCCAAAGAAUAGCUUUGUGAUUGAUGCCGUCUCUCGCACUGACUGAUUCAUAAACUUUUGUGUAUAUUGCUUCCACAUGGACAUCUUUUCCAGCUUAACAGUUCAGGGUAGGGACAUUUAUUUUGUAUUCAGAGUGGGUUAGAUGUAUCCUUUUUGAAGACUGAAAAUGGGGUGGACUUAAUUCCAUCCAGUGCAGUAUAGUCCUAGGAGUCUGGGUCCUUAUAAGAACAUAACUUUAUAAUCAAAUAAAUAGAAACACUGAGACAAUACGUAUUUUUUUAAAAGUGGCAAGUGUGGUUUU